AGGAGGUGCGGCCGCCGGAGCCACCGCCCACCGGGCUGUCCCGGCCAAUGAGAAGCGGCCUGUGCGGCGACCUCUGAUAGGAGCGGAGCUUCACUUCAUCACCGUCUUCUGCCGUCAAUGGAGAAAGCCUUUCCUCCGUUCCAACAAGAGACGCCGUGUCUGAGUGUGACCAAUCUGCCAAUGGGACUAUAAUCUUGACAAGCAACACACGGGGGGAGUGGACGGCUGUUUCUUCACCGCCUCUGGAUCCUGACAGAGUUUGACAGCUGGAACCUCUCUGUCCAAGUAUCUGGUUGACAUUCAUCGAUCAGAAAGCUGCAUGUGUGAAACCAUAGUAACCAGCAAUGGAGCACUGGCCUACAGUGGCCUGGGUCCUGGUGCUGACCGUCAUCCUGGAUCUUCUGAAAGCCGUCCACACCAGAGACUUUACUGAACAAGAUAUCAUCUACCUCCACCCCUCAACCACUCCAUUUCCUGGUGGAUUCAAGUGUUUUACCUGUGAAGAUUCACAAGAUAACUUUGAGUGUAAUCGCUGGGCACCGGACGUGUACUGCCCAUUUGAGGCCAAAUACUGCUACACACGCCACACAAUAGAUGUGGAGGGAGACAGUAUAUCUGUGACUAAACGCUGUGUGGCCCUGGAGGACUGUCUUUCGGCAGGAUGCACUGAAAUGGAUCAUGAAGGAAACAAGGUUUGCAUAGCCUGCUGUGAGGGAAAUAUCUGUAACCUACCAGUGCCAUGGAAUGAAACAGAUGCCAUCUUAACCACCACCUCACCACUCAGCAACACUGUUGGACUUUUACAAAGCUACGCACUGACUUUUUCUCUCAUCAUUGGUUCCUUCAUUGUCUCAAGUGGCGUUUGAAAAGUGAAGGCACAGUCAACUUCAUCAAGGUAUACUGGAAAGUUAUAGGCGUGUCAGUGAACCACUUGGAUUGUACUUCGACAUAAGACAGUUUGGACAGUUUCUUUUCCUGUCAGGUCCAAACACAUUUCAAAUCUGUUAUCAAAAGAAUAGGCACUUAACAUUGCACAGUGUAGCGACUUUAAUAGAUGAGAUUAUCACUGGUGACCAUGGGGAAUAAAACAUCUUAACAUGUUGUUUAGUUUGUUACCUAAAGAAUGAUUUUAUUUACUACACUUUUUGUGUUGCUACAUGUUUGUCCAACCAGCCAGACGGCAGUCAUAAAUAAUGUUGUUCCAAAUAUAUUACUGUCACAAUGUAGAAGAUCGGUAGAAGGUGCUUGGCAAAAUACAGAAAAGUUGGUACCUCUUUGCAACAAAAGUUAGAACAUCAUUUUCUAUUUAACAGGAAAUGAUCCAUGAGGAAAUAAUAGUUACAAGUUAACCAAUCAAUCUUCUGAUACAUGGAAGUACUUUAUUUUGACUCAUUUCAUUUUCUGCUGUCUUCCUACAAGAUACUUGUUAAGGCCCAAGGUAUUAAUGGGCUGAACGUUGGCAGAAAAGUAGAGAGACAAAGAUUUCCACCAAUGCUACAAGGAAUAUAAAUUAUUUUUAUUAAUCAUUUAUUGAGGUAAAAGGUAAAAGACAGUAAAAAAAAUGCUGUUAUGGUUAAAAUUGUGGCUACUGCAAUAGCACAUGCAAGACUAUGUCAGUGUUGAAAGAGGAAAUUACACUUUUUUCUCCUUGUAAAUGAAAUGUUAAAAUCAUUCACAUUCAAAGUAUUAAACCAUGCUCUUGCUCAGUCAUAUACAGGAGUUAUAUAUAGUAUAUAUACUAUAUAGAAGUUUAACUGCUACAGCUUUACGUGGCCUGGUAUGGCCAGCUUUUGAUAAUUAAUAUUAAUAUGUAAUUGACAUUACUGAGUCAGCUCACUGACAAUGACUCUUCUACACUUGUUCUACUGUUGACAUACAUUUCAGCAGGUAUGCAGGUAAACAUUUAAAUGGUUUUAUCACCAAAGUAAAAUUAGAAGUAUACACAGCACACCCACAUGUUUGUUGUUUUCUGCAUACUGUAUUAGGACACCUAAUAAUUAUGUCAUUAAAGCAAUUGACUCAAGAGAAUCUCGGGAAAUAAAAUGAGCCACUGUUUAAAGGUUACAUAGUCUUGCUUUAAAAUGACCCUACUGACCUUAAGCAGUAAAGCCUGUCUAAACAGAGUGUAAAUGUGACAUGCAGCUGCAUAUAUAACUCAUAUCUUAACACUUGUUAUAUCAGAAUUGGAUCAAAAGGCUCGUUGUGACGAAUCCACAGAGAAUUAUUAACCAACUUUACAAUGCAAUAAUAUGUCAGUGCUGUUUGUCUGUCAGCUUCUUUUGGAUUUCUUCUGCCCCAUACUGGCAAAAAAUCACUAAUGCAGCUUUAAAGACUGGUAAUGGAAGAACUGAAGAACAUUGUCCAUGCAAGUAUAUAGUCUUUUUUAAGUAUUUAGGAUUUGAUGUUGCAUGUGUGAGUCUAUAAUCCAUGAUGUAUGUCACUGAAUGCAUAUAUACAUAUACAUAGUAUUUAUUUUUAUAUCAACUGUUCUUGUGAAAAAAGUGGAAGUAUGAAAUGUUAGCUGUAGGUUACAGAUGUUGAUGUGAAACAUCAAGGGCCAUGAUGCAGAGCUGUUGUUGUAGAAAGUUCAUAUACUCAUGAGAACAAUACUAACCGUUAAUUUGACAAAUUGUGUAACAAGACUUAACAUUUAAACAACAAAAUGUGGUGCAAGUCCAUGCACUCCAGAAUGACACACAUUCUCUGAUCUGAAGCCCCUAUCAGCAGGUUUCAGGUUGUGCCAUCAAAAACUAUUACAAAUCACUGUUGAAAAGUAUAUCUGUCUGUGUCAUAUUUACUAUGGCUGCUAGAGGGCGCUGCCACUUGAAAGUAAAUGACUGAUCCUGUUGUUUUUCUUGGGAGGACAGUCUCACUUAUUCAAACAUUAGUAUUAUGAUUAAGAAAUACAAUACAUUCUAUUCCAAUGUGCAGCAUAUUUAGAAUUAAACUAGACCCUCUUUUUCCGUGUCUACAUAAAAAAUUUUUUUUGCAAUUUCCACUGCCUUGGUCACUCACCUCCCUAUGGGGCAAACAUGCAACUUCUGCUAUCAUGUACUAGCAUGGAACAACAACAUAAAAAAACCCCUGCUAAAACACUAUAGAGCUAUUGUGUAAUCAAUGCACAGAUGCUGAAAGAAUUUAAGCAUUAAACAUAUAACAGAAAUCAUAUUUUUACAAGCUACCAUUUAAGUUUUCAUGAUUGUGAUCACGCUGACAAUUUCUGCUUUAAAAUAGUACCAGGUGUAUAUACAUCUCAAAAACCAGCAUCAUUUAUUGUAACAUUACCUCUUUAUGUCGAGUAACACAAUAUACAUAGUCAAAUUUUAGUGGCCACUUUUCAGUGUACACUUGCUGUUGUGGCAGCGCUAGCAUGGGCAUGCUCAGAUAUUACUGCACUGCCACUCAAAGUCAAAGCAAUUUCAAAUUCAACCUUGUUUGUCAGUGACCUUUCAAUGGGCAACCAAUGAUAUGACAGCUGUCCAUGACAUUACUUGAUAGCAACCCAUGAUGGACAAACCCCUCUUGAUUAUCAAGUUGUCACCAAUCUUUCUUAACUUAAAUAUGUAAUUAAAUCAUUUUCAUUUUCAUAAUGCUGACAGAAUUCCCACAAUUCAAAUCAUAAUUUAGUCUGUUGUGUUUACUUUUAAAACUCAUCAGGAUCUUAAUUCCUAUGGAUAUAAUUGCAUAAAUGUAUUUGUUCAAAGCCAGAAAGCACACAUUCCUGUGACCUUUGUCAUAGGACCACCAUCAGAUCAAAAUUUCCCCUUUAUCAAUUCUUUGGUUCAUUGAAAAAGAAUGACUGAAUUUCCAUUAAAUUGAUAGAUAUCCACAAUCACCGGAGGAUUAGUCCUGACCUUUUCUUCCAGCACCACCAUCAUUUUCAUCUCACAACUCAUUUGUGCCCUAAUUUUAGAAUUCCAGGGGCCACUACUGUAGGCUGUUACUGUGGCUCUGCCUGUCUCUAUGAAAGUGUAGCUGUGAUUGUCAUAUGCCUCAUGAUAAACAGAGAACAACUAAAAGAGCUAUGUCAGCAUCUCUGUAAAAAUGUUAACCAACUGUGUUAACUUCAUAUUACUUUGGCAUUGUCUACCUUAAAACUAGACUAUAUACAUUAUGAAAAAAGAAAUAACAGUCUUCUUGGAAAGUUGAAUUCAUAAGCAAGCAACAGCCUUAGUCUGGUAUAACCAGUUGCUCAUGAUGGCUAAUGCUAGCAAACUUUAGAUAGGCUACUGCUGUGUGACAUUGAGCUAGAGAGAGGAUUUUAUGGAUUUUCUUCAUUAAUACCUGUAAACCUGUAAUUACCACUUGUGGCUGUCCAGCAAAAGUUACAUAGGCUUGGUUUAGAAUAAGCUACAUUCUAGCCACUAAAUAGCUGUUUUCUUAGGAGACGCUUCCAUUCCUAAAUGUUGUAAGUACUUUUCCGUUAAAGUAUUACAUAUUAUAAUUAUACUGCACCUGCACUCACAUAUCUCAAACACCAACCCAUGCUAUGGACCAGAGGAUAUGGAAUGAGUGUUUUACACCUUUAAUUCAUAAAAUUAUAGCCCUUAAUGUUUUCCACUGCAGUCCCAGAGUUCUGUGUUUGGAAUACAUAUGACAAAUCUCUCAUCCAUCACUCAGCGGCAUGCCAGUGAGAAAAUGCUGUAUCUGCAUUUACAGUGUUAUUGUGCUGGAGGCUUUGAAAUUUGUUUAGGCUGGUGGCCCGAGACACAGAGGAGGCUGCUCACUUCCCUUCUCACUGUUUCACUGUCACUGUCUCGCACACUCUCUUUUUCUCAUCUCACUUUGUUCAAACCAGGAUUCCAGAGGAAAACGGUUUAUCAUUAUGAUUGAUAGACACAUUGUUUUAAAAAUUGUCCAGUUUGUUCUGUCAACAGUCGUAAAUUAUUCUGCCAGAGUAGUUCAAGGGCUAAUACCUGAUACAUCUUAUUGUAUCAGGCAAUAUUUAACAGGUUCAGGCUUUUGUAUUAACUCUAAGCUAAAAGAUGUUUCACAAGUUGCCUUUACUGGCUUCUGGCAAACUUUUGUACAAAGGAUGUGAAAGUAGCACUAGUGCAUAAAUGUAUUAGUGUUACUUUGAAAAUCAAUCUGUGUUGCAUGCUAUUUUGUGCCAGCUGCUUGUUAUUAAUAUGUAUAUACAUAUAUAUGCUGUAUAUGAGUAUGUAUUAUUUAUGUAUGUGAAACCUUCACUUUUCAUGUUCCAAAUGAGUUUUUUAAAUGUGAGCAUCAAUUAAUAUUAUUCAUGUCAUGUUGUAUGUUAUACUUGUGUUUG
Thunnus maccoyii (southern bluefin tuna) is the source of this 5272-nucleotide messenger RNA. RefSeq names its product LY6/PLAUR domain containing 6 (gene lypd6). Lineage: Eukaryota; Metazoa; Chordata; Actinopteri; Scombriformes; Scombridae. Gene Ontology annotation, biological process: positive regulation of canonical Wnt signaling pathway. The transcript has 5 exons. Gene Ontology annotation, molecular function: acetylcholine receptor inhibitor activity. Bases 345 to 866 code for a protein of 173 amino acids. The record is from RefSeq and is a predicted model, not a curated record.